Molecule: messenger RNA, 303 nt
Organism: Phytophthora nicotianae INRA-310
Lineage: Eukaryota; Oomycota; Peronosporomycetes; Peronosporales; Peronosporaceae
Exons: 1
Coding region: 1-303 (100 amino acids)
Cellular component (GO): extracellular region
Molecular function (GO): pectate lyase activity
Source: RefSeq, a predicted model, not a curated record
AUGACAGCUUUCGCUGCGUGUCACGUACGUGGAGGCCGCAAUGUUGUCCAGUACAACGGCUACGGCCAUGUGAACACUAACAUCUUCUACGCCGAGAGUUUUUGCAUGCUCUACCGCUCAUGCAACAACAUCAAGUACACUGUGGAAUUCAACCACGUGAAGUCUUGUGAACGCGAACGCCAACAACGGCGACAUGCCCACCUUUACCAACGACGUUCGCGUACGCACCAGCAAAACCCCAACACGGUACGUCGUCCACGAACGACAUACAUUGUAGUCAACGAUCGAGACGGUAGCAGCUGA